UCCAUCCAGCCCACAGCCAACCUGGACCGGACCGAUGAUCUGGUAUACCUCAAUGUCAUGGAGCUAGUGCGGGCUGUGCUGGACCUCAAGAAUGAGAUCUGUCAGCUGCCUCCCGAGGGCUACGUGGUGGUGGUAAAGAACGUGGGCCUGACCCUGAGGAAGCUCAUUGGGAGUGUGGAUGAUCUCCUGCCCUCCUUGCCGUCGUCCUCCCGGACAGAGAUCGAAGGGACCCAGAAACUGCUCAACAAGGACCUAGCGGAGCUCAUCAAUAAGAUGCGCCUGGCCCAGCAAAAUGCCGUGACCUCCCUGAGUGAGGAGUGCAAGCGGCAGAUGCUCACAGCCUCCCACACCCUGGCGGUGGACGCCAAGAACCUGCUCGAUGCCGUAGACCAGGCCAAAGUUCUGGCCAAUCUGGCCCACCCACCUGCAGAGUGAUGGAGGGUGGGCGCCACCUGCCUGCGUCUUCUGCCCCUGCCUGUAGUGUUCCCUCCCCUGCCCCCCCCCCCACCGGCCCCUGCUUUGCCUUCGGUCAUGUGGGUCUUCUCAGGGGGAAGGCUGCGGGGAGUCCUUCUUCCCUUGCCACUUUGCACGACCCCCUCUCCCCACCCCAACCCCCGGACUGUGCUGCUCAGGCUGCAGCUGGACAGAGGGGACUCAGGGCUAUAGAUGCCAGGGGGUGACCAAGAGGGCUCAGAGGGAGCCCUGCUGCUGCUGGCCGCUCCCUCCUCACACCUGCCUGCCCCACG
Leptonychotes weddellii (Weddell seal) is the source of this 746-nucleotide messenger RNA. The record is from RefSeq and is a predicted model, not a curated record. NCBI's taxonomy places the organism in Eukaryota, Metazoa, Chordata, Mammalia, Carnivora, Phocidae.